CCCCGGGGGCUGUGUCCCGGUGGAGCCCCGCCCAUUGGCACCGGGCAUUGGUGGCCAUGGCUGCGAGGAUCGCCAAGGAGCUGGAGGAGGCCCGGCGCUGGGGCGGCGCCCGCGACCUGCGGCCGCUGGAGGGAAACGUGCUGCGGUGGGGGGGGCUGCUGCUGCCGAACAACCCCCCGUAUAAUGCGGGCGCCUUCCGCUUCGAGCUGACCUUCUCCCCCCACCACCCGCUGUCCCCCCCCUGCGCCACCCUCCGCACCAGCAUCUACCACCCCGGCGUGGACCCCCAGGGCCGCGUCUGCCAGCCCCUCACCUCCCCCCAGCACUGGGUGCCCACCACCCGCGCCGUCCAAGUGCUGCAGGACCUGCAGCUGCUGCUGGACAGCCCGGACCCCCGGCGGGCGCUGCGGCAGGAUCUGGCCCGGGAGCUGCAGGAUCGCCCCCAGGAUUUCUGGCGGCAGGCGGAGGAACACACCCGCCGACAUGCCGAGCCCCGCCACGGCCCCCCCGCGCUGUGAGACACCCGCCAUCGCCCCCGCCCUGUGCUGGGGCACCUCUCUGUCCGGUAAUUAAUGUUAAUAAAUUUACUCAUGCGACGGGCUUGGCCCCGUGAUGCCUCGCGGGGACAGUGGGGGGUAGCGGGAGGUGCUUUUCCCCCCUGCCACCCUGGGGGGAUGCCCCCCUGCCUGCCUGUCCCCUCCGUGGUGGGGCUGUGCCAGGGCUGUGCCCCCCUGCUGCCAGCUCCUGCCACCCCCAGCCACUUGCCUGGUGCCACCAUCCCCGCCACGAGAGACGAGGCCACCACGAGCCUUUGCUGACAGGGGACAAAGCCGGGGGGGUGGCACGGGUGGGAGCGGUGGGGGACCCCCCUGCAUUGGGUCUGGCUGAGGUGAGGUUAAUGGUGACACCCCGGUGUCCUGGGCAGCGCUGGCAGCACCGGGGCUGCCCCCAACACCCCCCCCGCCAGCGAUGGGCUGGGGGGGAUGGUCCUUGAGGGGGGAUAGGGCCGGGAUGGAUGACCCCGACUGGCGGAAGGGAUAUUCCAGAC
Molecule: messenger RNA, 1048 nt
Organism: Chroicocephalus ridibundus (black-headed gull)
Lineage: Eukaryota; Metazoa; Chordata; Aves; Charadriiformes; Laridae
Gene: UBE2L6
Product: ubiquitin conjugating enzyme E2 L6
Exons: 4
Coding region: 57-518 (153 amino acids)
Source: RefSeq, a predicted model, not a curated record